AUGGCGGAAUUUUCACUUCCCAAAGACUCUUUUUUCCUCGGAUUCGACAGCUCAACUCAAUCGUUAAAGGCAACGGUUUUGGAUUCGAAUCUCAACAUCAUUGCAUCUGAGUUGAUCCACUUCGAUUCAGAUUUACCGCAUUACAAAACCAAAGACGGUGUUUACAGAGACCAAUCCAUCAACGGAAGAAUCGUUUCCCCCACGCUAAUGUGGGUGGAAGCACUCGAUCUCAUUCUCCAAAAGCUCUCAAAAUCGAAUUUAGAUUUCUCCAAAAUCUCCGCUGUUUCCGGGAGUGGACAACAGCAUGGAAGUGUUUACUGGAAAAUUGGUGGUUCAAAGAUUUUAUCAUCAUUGGAUUGUAAAAAGCCGUUGUUGGAACAGCUUGAGAAUGCUUUUUCGAUUAAGGAGUCGCCGAUUUGGAUGGAUUGUAGUACGACGGUGGAGUGUAGGGCGAUAGAGAAGGCUUGUGGGGGGGCGUUGGAGUUGGCGAGAGUGACGGGGUCACGCGCUUAUGAGAGGUUUACUGGGCCUCAGAUUAAGAAGAUAUUUGAUCAGAAGCCAGAGGUUUAUAAUGAGACGGAGAGGAUCUCGCUUGUUAGCUCGUUUAUGGCGUCGGUUUUUAUUGGGAGGUAUGCUGCUAUUGAUCAUUCGGAUGGUGCAGGGAUGAAUUUGAUGGAUAUUAAAAAAAAGGCUUGGUCUGAAGUUGCACUUGAGGCAACUGCACCUGGUUUGGAGUCAAAACUUGGAGAUUUGGCUCCUGCAUAUGCUGUUGCUGGAUAUAUUGCUUCAUAUUUUGUUGAGAGGUAUCACUUUAAUAAGGAUUGCCUCGUCGUUCAAUGGUCAGGAGACAACCCUAACAGUGUGGCAGGUCUGACAUUAAAUAUUCCAGGAGAUCUUGCCAUCAGCCUCGGCACUAGUGAUACCGUAUUUAUGAUCACUAAAGAUCCUAAUCCAGGGUUAGAGGGACAUGUCUUCCCUAGUCCUGUUGAUGCAGAAGGUUACAUGGUAAUGUUAGUCUACAAAAAUGGGUCCCUUACCAGAGAAGAUGUACGUAACCGUUAUGCGGAAAAUUCUUGGGACACUUUCAAUAAAUUUCUGCAGCAGACACAACCUUUGAAUGGUGGGAAGUUAGGUUUCUACUACAAGGAGCAUGAAAUCCUACCUCCUCUUCCAGUUGGUUACCACCGCUACGUCAUAGAAAAUUUCUUAGGCGCGUUGGAUGGAAUGAAGGAGCAGGAAGUGAAGGAGUUUGAUCCUCCAUCUGAGGUAAGAGGAAUAAUUGAGGGUCAAUUUCUUUCAAUGCGCGCUCAUGCUGAAAGAUUCGGUAUGCCUUCUCCACCAAAGCGAAUUAUAGCUACUGGUGGAGCAUCGGCCAAUCAGAGCAUCCUCAACUCAAUAGCUUCAAUUUUUGGCUGUGAUGUUUAUACAGUUCAGAGACCUGAUUCAGCUUCUCUUGGAGCUGCAGUGAGAGCUGCUCAUGGCUGGCUUUGCCAUAAGCAGGGUGGUUUCUUACCGAUAUCAGAUAUGUACAUGGAUAAAUUGGAGAAAACGUCUUUAAGCUGCAAGCUUUCAGCUAGUGCUGGGGAUCAGGAGUUGUUUUCCAAGUAUGCUGCUGUAUUGAAAAAGAGAACCGAGAUAGAGAAUCGUCUGGUUGAAAAGCUCGGACGCAUUUGA
This is a messenger RNA of Vicia faba (fava bean), 1674 nucleotides long. NCBI's taxonomy places the organism in Eukaryota, Viridiplantae, Streptophyta, Magnoliopsida, Fabales, Fabaceae. The record is from the annotation of a GenBank genome assembly.